UCACUGCGAGCUCGAACACCAGAUCGACAACAUCAGCCGGAAGCGUCAAGAAAGAUCAGGAGAAUGUCUUCCACACUAUUGAAGCAAACCCUGUUACGGAGCCGCCCGGCGUUGCCAGCCACGAUUCUUCCUGGUGCCGGGGCUGUCUGCUCUUUGCGCACAACGUCCGCCACAAAGGCAGCUGCAGCAACUUCUUCUACGACCACGGCACCAGCAGCAUCAGCAGCGCUAGCAGAACCACGAAAGGGCCUUUUGCAUCUGCGACCACCACCACCAGCGACCUUUCCCGUAGCCGAUGCCUCAGGGAAAGUCGCUGAACCGAAAUGGACCCCUCAAUCGAAGCGAACGGGCGUCGUAGGGAUCAAGAAGGGCAUGACGGCGUUGUGGGACGAAUGGGGUGUUCUGACGCCUGUGACAGUGUUGCAGAUUGUGGACUGUGAGGUGAUUCGAACCCGGUGGCAUGCUGGAUGCGGUUCAUACAUUGUAGAAAUGGGAGCCGUCGACCAUCCUCGGCUGCAUAACCUUAACAAGGCGCAGCUGUUUCACUACCGACGAUGGACGGUAGCACCAAAACGGAAAUUGACGGGAUUCCAGGUCUCACCCGAUGCCUGUUUACCAACGGGGACUCGCGUUGUAGCGGCGCACUUUGUACCAGGCCAAUAUGUGGACUGCCAGGCGACAUCAUCUGCGAAAGGUUUCCAAGGUGUCAUGAAGCGGUGGGGAUUCAAGGGGCAACCAGCAUCGCACGGUGUAUCUUUGACGCACCGUAGCGCUGGUUCAACGGGCCAAAUCGAUCCGGGACGAGUGUGGAAGGGAAAGAAAAUGGCGGGUAACAUGGGUAACGACACCGUAACGGUGCAGAACCUGAGGGUGAUGAAAAUAGAUACAGAAAACAAUCUGGUUUACGUGAAGGGGGCAGUGCCCGGGACAGACGAACGCUACGUCCGGAUAAAAGACGCCGUCCGGAAGGGAUGGUACGAGAAGGCAUUCCCGUCAGGAGUGGAGGUCCCGUUUCCAACAUUCAUGGGCGAUACAGCUUCGUUGCCGAGAGAAUUACUGCCAGCUCCACCGAAGGAUGGUGAACGGGAUCCGUUCUCGCGGCAGCGCAGAGAGCGUGAAGGCUAGAUUCGUUGCAUUAGAGCCUGAUAGCGGCGUGCUGCGCUGGGGUUCACACAACCUUCACCACACUAUGCUAUUUGCCAAGAUAAUUAUUCUUGUACACAUAGAAUCACAUUGCAUUCAAUCUAUAAGAAACAGA
This is a messenger RNA of Fimicolochytrium jonesii, 1258 nucleotides long. RefSeq names its product translation protein. The coding region runs from base 64 to 1125 and encodes 353 amino acids. Gene Ontology annotation, biological process: translation. Gene Ontology annotation, molecular function: structural constituent of ribosome. The transcript is spliced from 6 exons. Lineage: Eukaryota; Fungi; Chytridiomycota; Chytridiomycetes; Spizellomycetales; Powellomycetaceae. Gene Ontology annotation, cellular component: mitochondrial large ribosomal subunit; ribosome. The record is from RefSeq and is a predicted model, not a curated record.